GGCAGAGCUCAGGGCAGCCCCACCAUGGCUUGGACCCCUCUCCUGCUCCCCCUCCUCGUUCUCUGCACAGGCUCCGUGGCCUCCUAUGAGCUGACCCAGCCGCCUUCAGUGUCCGUGGCCUUGGGACAGACGUCCAAGAUCACCUGCUCUGGAGACUUACUGGACAAAAAAUAUACAUCUUGGCACCAGCAGAAGCCAGGCCAGGCCCCUGUGCUGGUCAUUUAUCAGGAUAGCAAGCGGCCCUCAGGGAUCCCUGACCGAUUCUCUGGUUCCAGCUCAGGCAAAAUUGCCACCCUGACCAUCAGCGGGGCCCGGGCCGAGGACGAGGCUGACUAUUACUGUGGGUCAGCAGACAGCAGUGAUUAUCAUCACGGUCUCUGUGCUGUGCCUGUGCUGGCCCAGACCCCGUCUGCAUCUUCUUCCCUGGGAGGCUCGGCCAAGCUCACCUGCACCCUGAGCAGUGAGCACAGCACGUACUACAUUGAGUGGUAUCAACAGAGAGUAGGGCAGGCCCCUAGGUACCUGAUGAAGCUGACCAGUGACGGAAGCGUCACCAAGGGGGAUGGGAUCCCCGACCGCUUCUCAGGCUCCAGCUCUGGGGCUGACCGCUACCUGACCAUCACCAACAUCCAGUCUGAGGACGAGACUGAGUAUAUCUGUGGUGUCAGCUAUAAAACUGAUGGCCAGUAUGGAUACCACAGUGACACAGACAAAGGGGAAGUGAGGUCGAAACCUCCCUCCCAUGCCCUCCGUCCCACGGCACCAGGGUGA
Messenger RNA from Balaenoptera musculus (blue whale), 771 nucleotides. RefSeq names its product immunoglobulin lambda-1 light chain-like. Lineage: Eukaryota; Metazoa; Chordata; Mammalia; Artiodactyla; Balaenopteridae. The transcript has 3 exons. Bases 25 to 771 code for a protein of 248 amino acids. Gene Ontology annotation, biological process: immune response; immunoglobulin production. The record is from RefSeq and is a predicted model, not a curated record.